Messenger RNA from Mustela erminea (ermine), 1561 nucleotides. Its product is annotated as ADP-ribosylation factor-binding protein GGA1-like. Gene Ontology annotation, biological process: intracellular protein transport. Lineage: Eukaryota; Metazoa; Chordata; Mammalia; Carnivora; Mustelidae. Gene Ontology annotation, molecular function: phosphatidylinositol binding; small GTPase binding; ubiquitin binding. The transcript has a single exon. Gene Ontology annotation, cellular component: trans-Golgi network. The record is from RefSeq and is a predicted model, not a curated record.
CCAGGCUCCAUGGCCAGACUAUCUGGGUCCAAUCCUAGCUUUCCCCCUGUCUAGCUGGGAAAAGCUGGUUACUUGACUUUCAUGUCUCAGUUUCUUCUUCUGUGAAAAAGCCAGAGUGCCCCUCUCUUGAGGUUGUUGUGCAGAUUAAGAAAGUUAAUCCAGGCCCAUGGCCGAUGGAGCCUGCGAUGGAGCUGGAGACUCUGGAUGCGCGAAUCAACAGAGCCAUCAACCCCCUGAAAAAGGAGCUGAACCGGACCAGCAUCAACAGCUUCUGCAAGCAGCUCAACGAGGACUUCGAGGAGCCUCCACUUGCCACCCAGCUGUUGGCUCACAAGAUCCAGUCACCACAGGAGUGGGAGGCGAUCCAAGCCCUGACAUUUCUGGAAACAUGCAUGAAGAGCUGUGGCAAAAGGUUCCAUGACAAGGUGGGUAAGUUCUGCUUUCUCUACGAGCUCAUCAAGGUUGUGUCUCCCAAGUACCUGGGCUUGCGGAUGUCGGAGAAGGUGAAGAACAAGAUCUUGGAGCUCCUCUAUAGCUGGAUGGUCAGCCUGCCCGAGGAAGUGAAAAUCGCAGAGGCCUACCAGAUGCUGAAGAAGCAGGGGAUUGUGAAGUCUGACCUGAAGCUACCAGAUGAUGCCACAUUUCCUCUUCCUCCUCCACGACCCAAGAAUGUGAUCUUCGAAGAGGAGGAGAAAUCCAAGAUGCUGGCCCACUUGCUGAAGAGCUCCUACCCCGAGGACCUCUGAGCAGCCAACAAACUCAUCAAGGACGUGGUGCAGGGGGACCAGAAGCAGAUGGAGAAGAUCUCAAAGCAGGUGAGCGCCAUUGAGGAGGUCAACAACAAUGUGAAGCUGCUGACCGAGAUAGUGAUGAGCCACAGCCAGGGCGGGGCCUCAGCCCGCAGCAGCGGGGACCUCAUGAAGGAGCUGUACCAGUGCUGUGAACGGAUGCAGCCAGCACUUUUCCGACUGGCCAGUGACACAGAAGACAAUGGCGAGGUCUUAGCUGAGAUCCUGCAGGCCAAGGACAACCUCACCCAGUACAACCUGUACAAGCAGCUGCUGAGGGGUGAACGGCGAUGCGGCAGCUGGCUCCCUCCCUGGGAGCACCUUGGCCCUGCUGGACCUCUCUGGCCUGGAUCUCCCUCCUACGGGCACCACCUGCCCUGCCAUGCCCACCUGCUUUACUGACCUGGCCAGCCCCAAGCAGCCUAGCACCUCAGUUUCCCUGCUUGAUGAUGAGCUCACGUCUCUGGGACUAAGCGACCCCAUACCCCCUCCAGGACCAAGCUUGGACAGUGCCAGAUGGAACAGCUUCCAGUCUUCUGAUGGCACGGAACCCCCAGCCCCGCCUCGGGUCCCCAACAUGGACAGCCAGCCCCCUGCACAGAUGUCCCUGCCAGUGAGCAGUGGUCUGGAUGACCUGGAUCUCCUGGGGAAGACACUCCUGCAGUAGUCACUGCCCCCAGAGCCCCAGCAAGUGUGGUGGGAGAAGUAGCAGCCAGCACCCCUGGCUCACACUUCAGGACCUGCAGAAUAAAAACAACUGCAGCUCGCCUAGC